Molecule: messenger RNA, 1189 nt
Organism: Mytilus trossulus (common blue mussel)
Lineage: Eukaryota; Metazoa; Mollusca; Bivalvia; Mytilida; Mytilidae
Product: RNA ligase 1-like
Exons: 8
Coding region: 153-1181 (342 amino acids)
Biological process (GO): response to reactive oxygen species
Molecular function (GO): RNA ligase (ATP) activity
Source: RefSeq, a predicted model, not a curated record
CUCCCUUUUUCUAUUUCAUGUCGUGGAAUAAAAUUUCAUCACUGCCUCCUGAUCCACAUGGCUUGAGUUUCAUGUUGUCGUUUAACAUCUUCACAGACAAAUUGUAACACGUCAUAUCUUAAAGGCUGGAUAGUUCAAUGUAAAGAAUAAACAUGGAAGGUCUAGGAUCUGUGCAACAGAAGAUUUCAUGUGUGUUCAAGACAGCAGUUUUAGAAGAACAAUCUAACAAAAGAACUUACCAACCAUAUAAAGUUGUAGCUGUUGAUGAAAUUAGACCACAGGCCAUAGAAGAUAACAUCAGGGUAGCUAGGGCUACAGAAAAAUUAGAUGGGACUUGUGUUUAUAUUGCAGAAUUUUGUGGAAAACCUUGGUUGUGGGCAAGGCUAGACAGAAAACCAAACAAAAGUUCAGACAAAAAGUUCAAGAAGUUCCAUAAUCAGAAACAGCAAUGGCUUAGAGAUGGCAAACAAGGAUCAGAACCAACAUUUCAGUGGAAUGUUUUGACAGAUUUUAAGGAAGUUCCCGAAAACUGGAUUCCAUCAUCUGGUGUCCCACUUAUAGACGGCUUGCCUCAACCGGAUGAAAACGGGCAUAUUCCAGGAUGGGUACCAAUUGAACAGAAAUUCAAGCAGUACAUUUGGCAUAUGUCAUCAGUAGAUCUUGAUCAUGGUUUAGGUGUGGUUCUCAGGGAAGAUAGUGAAAGACCAUCUGACCUUGUGAUAGAGGUCAGAGAAUUAUGUGACCUUUUAGGUCAUACAGCAGAGCUGAUUGGCACUAAUGUCAAUGCCAAUCCUUAUGGCAUUGGAAACAAAAAGAAUCCACAUCACUUUCUAGUCAUUCAUGGCUCAGUAGCUGUUAAAAAUCCACCAAUCUUCAAACUAGAUAGUGUAAAGGACUGGUUUGAAUCAUCUGAUAGUAAUGGCCGUGUAGAAGGUGUGGUGUGGCACUGCCCUGCUGGUGUUCUGUAUAAAGUUCAUCGACAUCAUCUGAAUCUUUCAUGGCCGAUCAAGGAACCACAACUCUCCUGUCGUAAAAUUCAUAUUUGUGUCGAUGUUUCAAAGUAUGAGUUAUCGUACGAUAAAAAAUCAAUAUUCACAGAGUUGGCAAAAUUCCAAGGACUGUCAUGUGACUCUUUGAUGAAUAUUCAUGAAUUAUUCAUGGAGGAAAAUGAAACAAGAUAGCACAUUAA